AGGCACAGGGAGGGUUGUCUACAUUUGUUUGAGCCCCUGAUUUAUUGUGGAAAAGGGCAAAAGCAAUUUCUCGCUGCCAACCUGGGAGGGUUGGGCCAGCUAAUUGCAAAGAAGAUUCCCCCCCCCCCAUAAGGACUCGUGGGAGGACGCUUGCAGCAGGGAGCGGCCGUUGCCUACCAGCCAGAAGACCAAACCCUCUCUUGGGAAGAAGAGCAAGGUCAGCCGAGUCAGGGGGCUGAAUGGUGUGCUGUUUGGGCGGUGAUCACAGGUGAGACAAGAUUGCCCCUGCAUAUCUACAUAAGCCCCUGGGUAGAGAUUAAAGAAGUCACCAUGUGGAUAGCUAAGGGACAAGUCCAAGGAUGGGCUCCCCACGGGCAAUCAGUCUGGGGAGCAGACACGUGGCAAAACAUAUGCACCACAGCCAGUCCGAGUAGGGUGCAUGUGGACCAUAUAGAUGGGGUGGAGGCAGCCCUGGCAAACUGGGCUAGCACAAAGUGCUGGCACCAGGGGGUGGGCCCCACCUGGGGACAGGCCACACAGAAGAAUUUGCCCAUUAUGCAGGACGCAGAAGAUUGCCCCAUGCAUAAAAUAUCAGGACAAAGUUGGGGCCAUAUAGCCCACGGAGGUAAGCCAGGAUCAGUAUGGCAAAGUGGCAUUGGGCCCAUGCCCAAGAACCAAAGAGCCCGCUAUGCUCUAAUAUGUGUAAACACCUACAGUGGAGCAGGUCAGGCUUUCCCUUAUGCUCAAGCAACCCAGCAGACUAUCCUCAGAGACUUGGAAGUGCUGAACAGCAUGCACGGCACUCUGCAAGAGAGCCAGAGCGACAAUGACACCCAUUUCAAGGGAAAAGUAAAGAAAUGGGCAGAAGAGAAAGGGGUGGCUUGGUUCUACCCUCCAAGAGCAGCCGCCCUAAUCGAAAGAACCAGCGGUCCGAAACAGCAAAUCAAACUGCUGACAGUCAGGUCGGAUUGGAAGCACUGGAAAGGAAGAAACCUGGAAGAAGCCAGCCAUCUACUCAGUCAGAGAGGGCUCCUGGAGGGAGGGUCACCCAUGGAGCGGCUUGUGAAUCCUCCUUCGCUUCAGGAAGCAGGGGGGCACGUGUGGGUGCAGCUGCUGGAAGUUGUUGGCUUAACAGCAGAAGAGAUUCCUGGAUGGCCUCUUUAAGAGAAGACCUGUUGCGUGCUGCCAAGGAAACACAGCUGUUCCUGGAGAGGAAUCCUGGCACCCUGCCUGUGGCCACAGAAAUCAGCUUGAACUGGAACCUCCUGAAACCCACCAUGGGGAAGAGCCAUGUGGGCAAGCACAUGUUCUGGGGGGUGGGAAGUUAUGCACAUGGGACUGUGUGCUGUUUUGCUGUAAGAAUUAUUCUGAUGUGCUCCAAACUGCCUUUGGAAAAUGCUGUAACUUGUGUUCAAUAUUGCCUUUGGAAAGUGCUGAAAUGCUGUAAGCUGCCUGCAGCCCCAAGACACAAAAGCCAUGCAGUCUGGGGGUGGAGGUGGGCUAUGCAUAUGAAACUGUAUGCUGGUUUGUGAGUAAGAAUUUUCUUAAUGCUGGCAGUGUUGCUAUGUAAAAUGUAUAUGUAACCGUGUGAGAUAAGAGUGUUUCCUCGAUGAUUUUAGCAUUGUCUUUUAAAAAAGGCUGCUGAAUGCUUACGAUUUAUUAUGGUGUGUCUGUUAGUAUGUGGGAGUGUGUAUAGUUGGUUGGGGGGAGGAAGAGAAUUACAGAAGGCCUCCUGUUACAAUAUAUCUGUCCAUGAUGUUAACCUUUUGCUUUCCUUCUGUAGUUAAGGCAAACUCCUGUUGUUGAUAAUGUACUGUUUAAAGCAAUAGUCCCUGCUCCCUUUGAUGGUCAGUAGGGCAAAGAAAACCCGGCCCCCUCUGGGGGUAAGAAGAGUUUUGUGACGCGUAGAUGCGACUGUUCCUGACCACAUCUCUAAAGGGGUGGAAUGUAUACCCUGGGGCAUGUAUGUGAUUGCUAUAACCAUUAUGCAAGGCUGCCUUAUUGCUUUUAUAUGUAUAAGUGCCUUUAGGAGGGUAAGAUUUAAUAGUUAAGCUCAUAAUGUUGUCUUCUGUAGCUUGGACACCUGCCAGAGAACUAGUUUGUUAGAAGAUGAGGUUGCGGAACAGUCAAUGUCCCUCAGCUGGGCCUUAUCUAUGAGUAGGCUAGAUGUAGCCUCAAGAACACCUCUUUGAAGCUCAUCUAAUAGCCACUAACAAGCUGCAUGUGCUGAGAACCGGUAGCACAUGUGAUAGGAGGCUGGGAGGGAGGGAAAGGACCGUUUGAUGUACAGUAGCCUUGGCACUGAUCCAGUUAGCUCUAAUGAGCUACAUGUGCCAAGGAUGGGCUGCACGUGCUGAUUAACAGUAGGGCACGUGCCAUGGAAAGAGUAGCAUAGAGAGGUCAAGAUGUGCUUUGGCACCAGACCUGUGUCCUCUCAUGUAAAUAGGGUGAUCCAUCAGGUGCCUUGACACCCCAGAUCAAGGGACGGGGAUACUUCAAAGAUAGUGAGAUAGUAGCCAUUGUCUAUUAGGCAUAGGGCAGCUUUGAUGCCUAGUCUGAUUAAUGACGGACCCUGUCCAGAUGUGCCAAUUUGAUGUUAGAUAUAGCUAAUGAUGCAUUCCGUCAUUGUGUAUGCCUUGCCAAGAUUUUCUCUAUAAAAGGUGCCUGUGCCAUGAGCUCAGGGUGCAGACCUUAACGCCUGUAUGUGAGAGACCUUGGGUCUGUUCCGCUGGGUAGGCAUGCCUGAUAUG
Messenger RNA from Rhineura floridana, 2750 nucleotides. RefSeq lists its product as uncharacterized. The record is from RefSeq and is a predicted model, not a curated record. Gene Ontology annotation, molecular function: nucleic acid binding. NCBI's taxonomy places the organism in Eukaryota, Metazoa, Chordata, Lepidosauria, Squamata, Rhineuridae. The transcript has 2 exons. The coding region runs from base 331 to 1164 and encodes 277 amino acids.